Messenger RNA from Rhizoctonia solani, 1629 nucleotides. RefSeq names its product nucleoporin FG repeat region. Gene Ontology annotation, cellular component: nuclear pore. NCBI's taxonomy places the organism in Eukaryota, Fungi, Basidiomycota, Agaricomycetes, Cantharellales, Ceratobasidiaceae. The coding region runs from base 1 to 1629 and encodes 542 amino acids. The transcript has 9 exons. The record is from RefSeq and is a predicted model, not a curated record. Gene Ontology annotation, biological process: nucleocytoplasmic transport. Gene Ontology annotation, molecular function: structural constituent of nuclear pore.
AUGCCUCGUCGACCUGCCCCCACUGCACUUCAUCUCGUCAAGGGCCCUUCCCCCGCGAGGGGGGAGCCUCGACAUACUCUUCCUGCACCACCGCAGCCUGUAUUCCAACCCAAGAUGAUUACCAAGCCGCGCUCGAGCUCGACCGCCUCUCGAAGCAGAGUAGAUGCACCGCUGUUGACGUUUGUUGGGCCAGACCCAACGGAUAAGAGUAGUGUAGAUGGCGUGAUGUUUGAGUCUCCGAUAGAGAGGGGUUACAUUCCUCAGUGGGACGCCAACCCUGUCGCUGUCACUGGGGCAAGCCGAAGAGCUCAGCCCGGCCCAUGGGACCGUACACGAAUCAAUGCGCUACCGCAAGAACGGAUGACAGGACUCAUAGCCGUUCCUAAACCCGUGGUCGCCAAUCCUGCACCACUUUGCCGGCGGUACAAACACGUGACUGUAGGCAACUCGACCGCGUCCACCUACUUUCGGCCCAAAAUGUUCAGCUUCGGAUCUGCUGCUGCGAAACCCGCUACGACUGGAUUCGGAGGAUCACUCUUUGGACAAGCCAACACGACACAAGCAACUCCCGCUACGACCGGAGGACUAUUUGGGGCUGGUGCAAAUACCAGUGGUCAACCAGGAAAUGCACCUACUACUACUGCUACGAACACAGGAGGGCUGUUUGGCUCUACUCAGCCCGCAGCUGGCACUAGCACAGCAACCACUGGAAGUGGAUUGUUUGGCACACAACAGCCCACUACUACGGCCACAACAGGUGGAUUGUUUGGAGCUCAGCCUGCUGCUACGACCGCCACUACCGCCCCUACUGGUGGACUAUUUGGCGCACAGCCAGCUGCGAGUGCUCCAACCGGAGCUGGCCUAUUUGGUGCCCAGACCGGAGCGAAUGCCGCCGCCGGUACCACUGGGUCCUCAUUUGGCUUUGGCGCAUCAGCAGCUGCUCCUGCUCCUGCUCAGCCUGCCGCCCAAGCGUCAGGUCCAUUCACCCGAACGACGAAAUUCAACGACUUGCCAGACGCACAAAAGAAGGUAUUCGAAGAAAUCGAGCGAGUACAAAUCAGUGUCGAGCUGAAAGCCCAAAAACUUGGAGAGGAGAUUGCAAAAGAGCAAGCAGCCUUGGAUGAAUUGACCAGGUCACUAUCCGCCGCCAGCUCGGCCCUGUCAUCCGACCGUCUUGCAGCAGACGACCAGCGCACUAAAACAGACCGGAACCUCCAAGACGCGCUUAUUGCGACUCGAAUCAUCGAUGGGUUUACCAAGCCGCAGCAGAUGGGAGGAUACCUCACCAGCUAUGCCAACUUUCCCCUUGAGUACUUUACUCGACAAGUAGAAGAAAUGAAAGAGCGUGUGCAGAGAUACAAAUCCACCGUCGAGCAAAUCGAACGUAAGCUCGCUCAGGUCUACGAAGCAAAUUCGGCACAACCCGCCCAACCGUCUCCACAAGCAAUCGCCAACGCCCUCCGCGCGCAACACGCAUCGUUCAUGGCCCUUGCAGCACGCACCGCCGAAAUCGACGCCGCGGUCAGAAACACAAGGCCGCGUAUACAACGAGGUGGAGAGCCCAGACCGGAUCCGCGCGCGAUCCGUUUGCGCCCGCGAGUAAAGAAGACGAUACGUUGGAUGCGUUGA